Molecule: messenger RNA, 1984 nt
Organism: Ascoidea rubescens DSM 1968
Lineage: Eukaryota; Fungi; Ascomycota; Saccharomycetes; Ascoideales; Ascoideaceae
Exons: 2
Coding region: 1-1779 (592 amino acids)
Source: RefSeq, a predicted model, not a curated record
AUGAUCGAUAAUCAAUUAAACAAGAAAAGAUGCCAUACUCUACCCAACAUCUACAACCACAAUUUUGCUAAUAAUAAAUAUUUAAUUGCGUUUGAAACCAAAUAUCAACUAAAUAAUAAACCACUUUCAAGACACUACUCCUUACCAAUUCAUAAUAACAAUAGUAAUAACAAUAUUAAUAAUAACAGUAGUAAUAAUAAUAAUAAUAAUAAUGCUAGUGAAUUUGAGAGUGACUCUGAUUCAAUUAGCCUCAAAAGCUCCAACAGUAUUACAAGUAAUAACACUGUUUACAGUUUCAACAGCAUAAACAGUCUUGACAGCUUCAACAGCUUCAACAGCACUAACACUAUCAACACCAACUACAGCACAACCACCAACACCCACAAUUCCAUCCCUCCGAAGGACAACAAGUUAAGCCUCAACACCAGCUGCACCAGCACAAACAAAAAGCCCGAGUCGUUACUCAACACCCCAAUUGACGCCUGUUUGCUCAUAAACAACGACGUAGACGACUACAACUACAACUACAGCUACAACAGCUCCAACAACAAUCUUGCCGGGUUUCUCAAGGUCAACGAGGACAACGACGACCUCUUGAAUCUGGCUUCCUCGCUCCACCACUCCUCCACCUCACCUCACCUCAACGACACUGCCCUCUCCCACAACCCCAACCACGACCAUGUUCCAAACAAAAAGCUCAAGAAGCAGAUCAAGAAGAGAUUCUCCAGUCUCCAUUCUUCUCUACUUCACUCCUUCAUUAAGAAGUUUUCUUCUCAAAAUAAGUCUUCUGCUGCUCGAGAUAUUCACUUGAAUAACUCUAAUGCCACUCUCGAUACAAACAUCAAUAUUAAUAUCAACAACCACAGCCAGACCCGUAAUAAUGAUACCAAUAUUCACCCCAAUGUUAAUCCCAUAAAUACUGCUGACCGUAUUGAUUUCAUUCGCAAUAUAAACGAUAUAGACGAUAUUGAUCAAAACGAUGAUAAUGACAAUAAAAGAGAAAGUAAUAGCACUCUAAAUGAAUUCAGCCUAGUUUCUUCUAAUAUUCUAAGUAAUCCUAACAAUAAUACCAAUAAUAACAAUAAUAACAAUAGCACUAAUAAUAACAAUAGCACUAAUAAUAACAAUUUAAUUAUUUCAGAUAACUCAAGUAUAUUGAAUAAUUCAAUUUACGAUUUUUCAAUCCCAAAUAACACCAACAAUGGUAUUGAAAAUAUAAUCAAUAAUCAUAAUAAUGAACUGUCUUCCAUUUUUCAAAACUCCUUUUCAACUAUAUCUCAGUCAAACUCAACAAUUAACCAUUUCCAGUUCGAUUCAAAUUCAAUAAAUAACUUCAACAACCAAUCAAUAAAUAUUACAAACAACUAUAUAAAUAACAACGAAAACAUUCAUGUCCACAAUCUUAAUAACACCUCUUCUACUACUCCCACUGCCACCUCGUCAAAUGAAAAUGAAAAUACAAAUUCAAAUUCAAAUUCAAAUUCAAUCACAAAUUCAAACGCAAAUGCAAACACAAAUCCACACUUCCACUCUAACUCAAACACAAUAAACGGUUUAGACACACUAAAUAUAACAGACGAUGAAAUCACCGGAGAAUUUAGAACCUUAUCGACAAGAUCUGUUGAAAGAAUUAUUCAAAAUAUUUUCAGAUUACCUAACAACUCUAUAUUAAAUAACCAAUUCCAAGAAUUAUCCUCUGAUGAUGAUAAUAAUGAAUUCCCAAGAAUCAGUUGUGUUUAUUUUGAAAUGAACAUAGAAUUCUAUGAAAAUGAUAAAUAAUUUAUUCAUUCAUCACUAAUUAAUUCCUCAAUAAUUUAUUCAAUCACCCGACCUCCAAAUCACUUCAUUAUUCAAUUAUUCAUCAAUUUAUUCAAUCACUUAUUCAUCAAUUUAUUCAAUCACUUAUUCAUCCAAUAUCCCAUAAUCAUUUCUCUUAUACAUAAUCUUAUUUAUUAUGCAUAAUCUUAUUUAUUAUGCAUACCAC